CCUAGUGCUGGUAUCAACCUAGAAAAUUUGAAAAAGAUCAACCCAGUAACUUAGUUUUGGUAAACCAUUCUCUACAAGCACAUAGGUCGUUGAAAUUUGGCUCUCCUUAUGAUGUCAUAAGGAGCUCUUAUUAUAAUAAUACCACCCCUUAAUCCAACCACAGCACUGCCAUUUAGUGCAGAGAAAAAAAUUAUUCACAGAACAAUUGAGUUUCAAUUUCAACAAACCACUAUCAUUGUGAUCAGUGUUUGCACUUCAUCUGCUCAUGUGCAUUUUAAAGGACACACCCAAAACGGCACAUUUUUGCACACACCUACAAAGUGGCAAUUUUAACAUGCUAUAAUAAAUUAUUUAUAUGGUAUUUUGAGCUAAAACUUCACAUUUGUGCUCUGGGGCCACCAAAGAUUUAUUUGACAUCUUAAAAAAUUCCUGUGACAUGGCCCCUUUAAAAACUUGCAAAAAGCGUUUCUGAAUUAACCAGACAUUUGCACAAAAUGUCACACCAAAUCCAAAAUUUUAUAUAGUCCACUGUCUGAUAAAGAAAAAUGAUAACCAGUUUCAUAGGUUUGUGUUUUACUUAAUGGCGGGGUGCAUGAUUUUUGAAAAACAAAGUCAGCAGUAAAGGGCCUGUCUACUAAUCGACAUCAUUGCCUGGGUUGCAUAUAUGUGGGGCGGGUCUAUCAAAAGAAGGUCCAGAUUCUAUUGGGGUAGGGGUGUAUUAGUCUUGGUGAUUUCAAAUUUCAACAUUGGCUUUCAGAGAUCAUGCACCCCGCCUUUAAGCAUGAGUGUCCUACUUGGGGUGAAUUUCGUUAAAGUGGAACACUGCAUAAUGUGGGACACCUAAGAGUCAAGUGUUUGUAGUCCCCCCAAAAAACAUUCAAAUUUCACAGAAAUUAAAAAAAUGUCCCCCUUUAGGGCAAUUCACCCUAAUAUAAGUUUUUAUUUACAGCCCUGCUGAAAAAGGUGAAAAUGACAUGACAGUUUUCUAACUGGGGAAGUUGAUUAAGCAAUCUUUUUCCGACUGGUUUUGGCCACUAUUUCAACUGGUCAAGGUGGAAAACCAAGAUGAUAGAUUUUUAACAAGCUACUUUUAGCUAAAGCCAGCCAGCUUGGGCUAUUUUUAGUUUUUUGUUCAUCAAAGAAAUGUAUGUCAUUUUAUCUGUGAAUAUCUUUGUAGAAAAUGAAUUAGUUACAGCACAACAUUACACGCGGUCGGAACGUUUUUUUAAGAGUAUUUCUACCCGGAAAGUAAUUGUGUAGUACAUAAACAAACCUACCUACAUGCGAAUGAAAGAAAUGUGCAUUUGAAUCGUAAGUGGAGACUAAUGAAGUAAACACAAACAUCGCGUUUUACAAAAAUGUCACAAGAGGCGUCUGACGAAAUGUCCGUUUUAUCAGCCAUAUACUGCGGACUUGAUGAAUUCGAGCUGUUAGAAGAGUCAGCUGAGAUGGGACUGGUGUGCCGCAUACAAACACUGAUGGAGAGGAACAACGAGAAAACUCCACUAAGCUUGGUAUUUCACAUCUCACCUGACUACCCCAACAAUCCUCCAGAUAUCAGCAUCAGUUCCAGCCAUUUAUCGAGGAAACAGUGCCAUGAGCUGAGAAACCGUUUACUGGACAAAGCCCGGUCACUUCCAGCAGAGCCCAUGGUCCAUGGCUUAAUUGUGUGGCUUCAGGAAAACUUCUCUGACUUAAUCAAAACAACUAACUGCCAUUCAGCUGAGAUCAUACCAGAAAUGAAAGAAGAAAUCUGGACGGCUUUACUACAUUUGGACCAUAUGAGAUCCAAAGCAAAAUACAUCAGACUGAUUGAAAAAUGGACCUCAGAUUUGUGUCUCACUGGUAGACUUUUUAUGGGAAAGCUCAUAUUGAUUCUGCUGCAAGGAACAAAGGAAAAUAUUAAAGAAUACAUCCACCUUCAGAAGACUGUGAAAGUUGACGUUGAUUCAUCAGGGAAACGCUGUAAAGAGAAGAUGAUGAGUGUCCUUUGUGAGACCCCACAAACAGAGGAGAAGAUUAUAAUAUCAACAUUUGAAGUAAAAGACAUUUUAUCACUUGAUGACCUCAAGGUGGAAUUUAACCUUCUCGGUUUAACUGAGCUUUACAAUCAGUUUGUGCCGUCACUGAUCUAGCAUGGCCCAGCUCCAUGUAACACAAACUCUCUACACUGGGUGGUUUUUGACUGGUGGAUUCCCAGCAUGCUGUUUUCUUCGGUUCUUAUAAUGUAAGGUAUACUUCGUGAUGUACACUCAAAACAGUGGUACUGUGUGACUGAUAGGGCUGUCGAAAGAUGAAUCCCGAUUAAUUGCAUACAAAAUAAAAGUUUGUUUUUGCAUAACAUAUUUGUAUGUAUGCAUGCAUGCAUGCAUGUAUGUAUAUAUGUAUGUAUGUGUGUGUGGUUAAACAUAAUAAUUACACACACAUAUAUUAUGCAAAGAAACACUUUUAUUUUGUAUGCGAUUAAUCGCGCUUAAUCUUUGCCCAGCACUAAUUUUUAUUUAUUUAUAUAUAAUAAAAUAUAUCAAAAUUUAAAUAAAAAUAUAUACAUUUAAAUCUUUCUUAAGUACAUACAUGCAUGUGUGUGUAUUUAUAUAUACAAAAUAAUUACACACAGUGCACACACAAAUAUUAUGCAAAAACAAACUUUAAUUUUGUGUGCGAUUAAUCGCGCUUAAUCUUUGCCCAGCACUAAUUUUUAUUUAUUUAGUAAGGAAUAAUUGACGACGGGCCAUUGAAUUAUAAGAAAAUAAUGCACACCAAGGUGGUAAUGCGGCACGACGCGAAGGACCGGAGUCAGUUAUUCCGCUUAUACCACGUUACCACAAACAUUGCUCUGGUGCCUAUUUUUAAGACAUUUGAAAAGAUAGGUGUGCGCUUUACAGAAAAAUAAUCAACACCCAUAGAACAUUUCUCAGCCAAUCAGAAUGCAGCAUUCAACAGACUCGUGGUAUAAUAUAUAAUAAAAUAUAUAAAAAUUUAAAUAAAAAUUUAAUUUAAAUCUUUCUUAAAUACAUACAUGCAUGUGUGUGUAUUUAUAUAUACAAAAUAAUUACACACAGUGCACACACAAAUAUUAUGCAAAAACAAACUUUAAUUUUGUGUGCGAUUAAUCGCGCUUAAUCUUUGUUCAGCACUAAUUUUUAUUUAUUUAUAUAUAAUCAAAUAUAUCAAAAUUUAAAUAAAAAUAUAUACAUUUAAAUCUUUCUUAAAUACAUACAUGCAUGUGUGUGUAUUUAUAUAUACAAAAUAAUUACACACAGUGCACACACAAAUAUUAUGCAAAAACAAACUUUAAUUUUGUGUGCGAUUAAUCACGAUUAAUAGUGACUGAAUAUAAAUCUCAGAUCGAACAUACACAACAUGCUUGUUGAAUGAAACUGUAAAAAGACUUCGAGUUAAAAUGUAAACUACAAACUUAUAUGUUAUUCUGACCAAGUUGUAGUUAAAACGUUCAAACUUUUUUUUUAUUGAGCUUAAUAUGCAGUUUGUUCUAAGUUAUAAAACCAGGUUUAGGUGCAGUUGACAAAAUAUAAAUAUAUAACCUAUCAGGGUGGUACCAGUUUGUUUCAAAGACCCUCAGUCAUUGUUGGGUUCAUAGAGAUUGCAAUACAAAGGCAUCACUUAUUGCAAUAACAGUGUUUAAACUCUAGGGGGCAAACUCAAGCUAUAGUUCAUCAGAGCAUCGGUUCAUUUAAGGCAAAAUCAAUAAUCUUAUCUCCUCUUCAAUUGAAGUACAAAGUUUCCCUCAUUACUUAAUGUUUAGAAUAGAGUUUUUCUUUAAUACAGUUAACACAAAGUAAAUCUUAGUUUGAAAGUGUUUCGAUGGUGUGAAGAUGUGCUUUAAAUAAAUCUUGUAAAUUGAAUCUGAAUCACACUCGCUGACCUAAAAGGUAGGCUUUGUACGUCAAACAAAUUAAAAGCCAUCCUUUCAUUUCUAAUUACUUUUAACAGGUAAUUAAGAGUUUUAGUUUUUAAAAAUCAUCUGUAAUUAGAUAAAAAGUAUAAAGCAACUUUUUUUACGGUCUAUACACCCACACACAGAAAUGUUAUGAGUAAAUGGCUCGCUGUCAUCACAUAUUUUUCUUAAAACCACUAUGCUGCCUAAGAGGGUAUAGGAGCAAUUGACAUGAAAUUACGCUUUUUAAAUGUAAUUAACAAGGCUUAAUGAAAAUCACCUCCUCGCCCUUUACAAUGAUCCACUCUGAACUAUAAAUUCACCUUGCCUGACCUUUUCCCUGACAUGUUCUUACAAAACAACACUGCUUGUUAAAUGUCAUCCACUCAGUGGCAUUUACUUGUAUAAAACAGGGCUUUGAUCCACAAGAGAAGCGCAUUUUUCUACCUUUCCUAGGACCCAAGGCCAAGCUCAGCGACCUUGUGGGCCCCUCACCUGUUGAAUAUUUUAAUUAUUGCCAAUUAAAAUGAACAAAGGGUGAGUUGAACUUAAAACCUAUUGGCCGAAUGGCAUUCACAUUAUUAGCAAACUAUAACUUUUAUUCCUUGCUUUUCCUGUUCUCGGUAAAAGUACCCAUAUGGAAUUCUGUCACAUCAAUUCAGAAGCAUGACUUAAAAAUCACGAACCGCCGCGGCCCAUCGUCCUCACCUCUCUCCGUCAAUAAAGCAUGAACUCUGACCCGAGGAGGCCCAUGAUCUGAUGUCAAAUAUUGAACUGUAGUUAAAAAAAGACACAAAUUACAGCAACACAUAAGCUAUAAUCUUCACAUCGAAAAGACUCAUUUGGAUGCUGCUUAAUAAUAACUGAUUGUGGUGCAUUAGGUUGGCUCUCGUGGAUCAUCAUUUUGACUCGUGUUAAUGCUUUGAUGCCAUCUGCUUGCAGAGGUGCACAUUUGUCAUUAACUGACAUUAGUUUUGGAUUCUUCAUUAUUGAGCUCAUAUUCCCAAUUAUCAUAAUAGCUAAGAUGCGGAGGCUUGUUUGCAUGCAAAGACACACUCUGGAAUAAUGUGGCGUGUGAAUGCAGCCUGCUUUUUUAAUUAGACUGGAGCGCCGUGAAUGUUUUUAAGGUGAGAGAUAAACCCGCGGUUAGUUAACGAAACGAAAGAAAUGUUUUAGGUUUAGAAUAAACACACAAUGAGGCCAAACAUGGUGAUUUGGAAAAUAGCUUUCAUUAUCUUGAGCCGAGUUUUGGAUCAAUAUUUGAAAUAUAUCUUUACUUUAAGACUGACUUAGGUGUUUUAUUUCAGAUUUGUUUUUUAAUAUUAUCAAUUAAAAAUGUUUGGCUUGGAGUUGUGUGAGUUGUGGAUGAACAGCAGAGGGUGCCGUUGUGCUUUUAAGCAUGCAGUACACACGUUAAACAUGAUUUUUAGGUAUUCCUUAGCGUAACAACCAUCAAACACAAUGACAGCUGGUUUGUUUUUUAAAUGCAGAAGUUCGAAUAAAAAAAAUCUUGACUAAAAAUACAAACGCCACUGAGAUUUCUGACCACCACUCAAGCACAUUUAAGACAAACAUGCAGAAGGUACCUGUCAGGUUAUCUCAUUUUUUUUAUUUUUGGCCUCUCCUUCUCUCCCAUCUGCCCAUUUCCCUUUCCUCUCUGCUCCUGUGAUUUACAGCUAACCUUCUCUAAUCCAGUGAUGUGUGUGAAACUCACAGUGGUCUGACAAGCCGUGCAGCAGAAAGCCACAGAUGGGUUCCAAACAAAUGUCCCUUAUGAAGCACCUGUCUGCAUAUAGGGACUCAAAUUAAAUCCUGAAAUCUCUCCAUCUAUACUUGAGGACAGGAGAUUAGACUAAGAACCCUGUCAGUUUGGUGAAAUCUCAUUCAAUCGAAAACUCUUUAGAGUUGCUUGUUAGAUUUUGUAAGUUUAAUGUUCCCGUUUAAUUUGUUUGAUUGAAAGGUCUCUCCUUACUUUUCUGUCUAGUGGAUUUUAUCCGCUCACAGCCACUAUAGUGUGGUAAUUGUCACCACUGUGGAGCUGCCAGGGGUUAAGUGCCUGGUUUAUUGUCAUGCUGGACAUCAGUACUGAAGGUCCUAUCGACAAGUCAAAGUCAAGUCGAAGUUUAUUUAUAGAGCACUUAAAAAAUUUUUACGGUGUUAACCAAAGUCCUGUACAGACGUAAUUAUAAUAUAAACAGUAGCACAUAAACAACCUGACUUUAAAACUGCAUCACCUGUAGCUGCUGUACCAUACAGAUAAACUUUAUCAUAUGUUGGCAGACUAUAAAUUUUGGCAAUCCCUUGUUUGCAUUGCAGCUUCUUUUGGCCAAAAAUUGACCAUAAGAAUGAGUCUUAAUAUGGAUAUAUGAAUGGACACUACAUCCGUCAUGUUGAUACAUUACAUGUACGUGAAAUACGUCGUCAUAACAACAAGUGAGCCAUUAACUUUAACGAUGUUAAACAAGUAAGGUAUAAUGCAGUGGUCUCCAACAUGGUGCCCGCAGGUUGCCCGCACAAAGUCUGUGAGUUGCCCUGCCCGCCAAAGCACAUUUUAUUAAUAGCCUCAAUUGUAAUAAUUAUUUAUUGCAUAUUUUUUAUAUUAGCUUGGCUAUAUUUUAAACAAUUAUAAAACAUAUUAACAAAUAAAAUAAAAUCAAGAAGUAAAACAAAAUGCCUGUACAUUAUCCCACUUACACAGCUACACUGCAAAAAAUGAUGUGUUAAUUUUUAAUGCCAUUUAAGGCGUUAUUUCAUGUUAAAACAAAUGAAAGGGCCAACACAAGUUGUGUUAAAAACAGUGAUGGGAGUAAUGGGUUACAAAGUAAUUCCGUUACUGUAAUUCCACUACUUUUAGCGGCAAUUAACAUGUAACAAAGUAUUUUUUUUAAAUCAAGUAACGCAGUUACAAUUAGUGAAAUUUAAAUGAGUUGGUUACUCCUGUUACUCUAUUUUGUGGUAAAUGAACACUUGCAGACAAGACAUUUCUGAUAUAAUGUCGCAGGACCCUGGUGGGCAGCACAAUGAAUAAUAACACACAAGGUGUGUUAGUAUAGGGACAACACAUUAAAUGUAAGGAACAUUAAAUAUUUAUUUGCUGAAUUUUUAACAAAUGCAGACCUUCCGCAAGGAAAAUCUGUUUUACUUUCGGUUUUUAGAUAAGACAAGAUGUUUGAAUGUCAUGAACACACUAUUUGGUUUAAUCAUUUGUAAAUAUAAUGUCAUUAAAAGACAUAUUUAUAUUUAAUUUUUGUAUAAUAUUAAACUGUACUUGUCAAAAUGAUUUGCAGCAUCCGGGUUACCGUGUGUUAUUAGUUUUGAGCGGUUGUUAUCUGGGCAUAACAAACCUGCAAAUGUCAAGACUUGCCAAUCAGAAUCAAGCAUUCCAAUGAGCUGCAAUUAAACCACAAGGAACAACUGUUUGCCUUAUGUAUUAACAUUUGUAUAGAGCUGCGUUACCUCUUUCCAACAUUUUUGAAUAUGAUGACGCCUCCCCUACCAGUAAAGUGUCCAUCGAAUGCACAAGUCAAAAUCUUGCAGAAUGUAUUAGGUCAUCGGGUACUUUUGCCAGAGGCGGACACUACUUGAGUAAUUUGAGUAAAUUUUCCAAGCAUCUGUGCUUUAUCAGUGUGUUUGUUUUGGGAAAAAAUUUACUUUACU
Molecule: messenger RNA, 7555 nt
Organism: Misgurnus anguillicaudatus (oriental weatherfish)
Lineage: Eukaryota; Metazoa; Chordata; Actinopteri; Cypriniformes; Cobitidae
Gene: rwdd3
Product: RWD domain containing 3
Biological process (GO): positive regulation of hypoxia-inducible factor-1alpha signaling pathway; positive regulation of protein sumoylation
Molecular function (GO): protein binding
Source: RefSeq, a predicted model, not a curated record